Cucurbita moschata (crookneck pumpkin) is the source of this 2722-nucleotide messenger RNA. Its product is annotated as cyclic nucleotide-gated ion channel 1-like. The transcript has 8 exons. Gene Ontology annotation, cellular component: membrane. The record is from RefSeq and is a predicted model, not a curated record. Gene Ontology annotation, biological process: monoatomic ion transport; transmembrane transport. Lineage: Eukaryota; Viridiplantae; Streptophyta; Magnoliopsida; Cucurbitales; Cucurbitaceae. Gene Ontology annotation, molecular function: monoatomic ion channel activity. Bases 540 to 2582 code for a protein of 680 amino acids.
AGUUCCUCUCGUGGAACAUGACAUUAUUGACCGCCAAAAUUGGGCUAUUUGGGGCUUACUUAAUCAGUAUUUAUAGUUUUUGUUAUUUCACAGACAGCACCAGAAAAACCAGAGUAAGAUUCUAACACAGUUUCUUUUGCUAACAAAUCGACAUGCAUUUUGGUCUACAAUGCCUGCGGUGAGACAAGGAAGAAGGAUAGAAAAAGCACUUUCUUGUAGCUCAUAAUGGCUUUUACUCUACCAGGUUAUUGAAGGAAUUUUGAGUAAUUCCUCUCUCAGGCUGACCCUCCUGUUUAGUCCUUCUGGUUCCCACAGAGAGGUUUUUUUCUACAUAAUUGCCACUUCUUGUCUUUCACGCAAGUGACCUUAUAUUACCUGAAAAGGAAGGUCAAGUUUUACUAGUAGCUCCAUGGAACUGUAGGUUGUGUUGUGAAUCUUGUUUCUCACUGACAAACAUUUUGCUUCUGAAGCUAAGCAGUACGUAUAGUGAUAUCAGAGCCACAGUUUAGGCCACGUUUAGGAUACUGCUGUUCAAGUUUAUGGGUUCUCAGAUACCAAAAUCUACAAGGUUUGGGCAUCCAACUUCUGAUUUUCAUGACAAAUAUGGAAGUUAUCAAAACGGAAGCAGACUGUCUCCAGGGUCAAUAUUGGAGAGCAUAGAGAGAAAAUUUUUAAGUGCUUAUAAGAGCUUUAGAAGGAUAAUAACACACUUAAGUUUCAAGCAUCCAGGUGAUCAGUCAGUAAAGAAACCGAAGUUCUGGAAGAAAAUUCUUGAUCCACAGAAGCCAUUUCUUCAGCAAUGGAACAAGAUAUUUGUGCUCUCUUCUGUCAUAGCAGUAGCUGUGGAUCCUCUCUUCUUUUACAUCCCAGUGAUCAACGGAGAACGUCAAUGCCUAACCAUAGACCGACAACUUAUGAUCAUUGCUUGUGUUCUUCGUUCAGUCAUGGACUUAUUUUAUGUACUUCACAUGAUCUUUGAAUUUCGAACGGGUUUUCUUCCCCCUUCUUUACCAGUAUUUGGAAGUGGAGAAUUAAUCGAAGAUCCAGCAGCUAUAGCAAAGAGAUAUCUCUUCUCGAACUUCUUGAUUGAUAUCUUAUCCGUUCUCCCACUGCCUCAGCUUUUGGUAUUAGCAAUCAUUCCUGCAGCGAGAGGCCCGGUUCCAUUAAAGACAAAGGAUCUUGUGAAGAUUGCAGUUCUUUUGCAAUAUGUUCCAAGACUUCUCCGAAUCUAUCCACUAUACAGAGAAGUAACCAGAACGGUUGGCAUACUGACAGAAACAGCCUGGAGUGGAGCUGCCUUCAAUCUCCUUAUUUAUAUGCAAGUUAGUCAUGUUGUUGGUGCCAUUUGGUAUUUGUUAUCAGUAGAACGACAAGCCAAAUGCUGGGUCGAGGCCUGCAGGAAAGAUAAGUGUAAGGACAAUUUUCUGUACUGUGGAAAUCAAAGAAGACAAAUACAGCCGUACAUAGAUCAGUAUUGCUCCCCUAAGGAGUCUGAAGAUGGAAAAACCUUCAACUUUGGGAUGUAUGUUGAAGCCCUUAAGUUUCAAUUGACCAGUACGACGUCUUUUCGCCGCAAAUUCUUCUAUUCCUUCUGGUGGGCUUUGAGAAAUGUCAGCUCUAGUGGACAAAACCUUCAAAAAUAUCUGCAGUCAGCAACUGUUAAAGUAGAGCAGAUGAGAAUUAACCGAAGAGACGCCGAGCAUUGGAUGGCACAUCGUAUGCUCCCAGAGGACUUGAGGCAGCGUAUUCGACGAUAUGAUCAGUACAAAUGGCAGCUAAACAGGGGAGUUAAGGAAGAGGAACUCAUCGGUAACCUUCCUAAAGACCUCAGGAGAGACAUCAAACGCCAUCUUUGCUAUGCCCUUCUAAAGAAAGUGCCACUUUUUAGCGGCAUGGACAAGCAACUGUUGGACGCGAUGUGUGAAUAUCUCAAGCCUGUGUUAUUCACAGAGAAGAGCUUCAUUCUGCAAGAGGGUGACCCAAUUGAUAUGGUGCUAUUUAUCAUGAAAGGAAAGUUGGCUACCAUUAUUACUUAUGGUUGGAAAAACGACACUCUUUCGGGCGUUCUUAACGCAGGUGACUUUUGUGGUGAAGAACUAGUUCAAUGGGCAAUGGAUCCCACCUCCACUUCCCUUCCCAUUUCAAGCAGAACAGUGAAGUCUCUUACUGAGGUUGAAGCCUUUGCUCUAAAGGCUAAUGAGUUGAAAUCUGUAACUAGUCAGUUCCACUUCCAGCAUCUCAAUAGCAAGCAAUUCCAACUCUCAGUGAGGUUCUACUCCCAUCAAUGGAAUGUUUGGGCAGCCUACAAAGUACAAGAAGCUUGGCAGGAUUACCGUGAAAGAAAGCGGAGGGGGGUGAGAGGAGAUGGCAGGUUUCAAGAUGCAUUGGCCAAAACGGCUGGCGCCUCGGUGGGCUUUGGCGCCACUCUGUAUGCAUCCAUAUUCAUAUCCCAUCUACUGCAAGUGGUGCAGCGUGAUCAACAUCAGGAAACUACCCAACUCACCCAAGUGAUGACACUACCGCCGCCUCCAAAGCCAGACGAUGAGCCAGACAGCCCAAACUUCACAAUCUUGAAUCCGUAAGAUGUGUUGUUUCAAGCUCGUUAACCUUCUAUGUGAGUUUUAGGUGCUUGGUUUCUUUGUGUGAUAUGUAAAUAACGUAUGAUAAUAAUCAGCAGAAUGGUGUUCCUCUUGCUUGGUUUCAUCUUUCAUAUUCUCUUCUA